AUUUAUUCCUUACACUUACAGAUAUAAUAUACAUAGAUACGGCAUUCGGGAAAGUUUGAAAAUAAUAUAUUCAUUAUAUUUUGUAGAAUCGAAUAUUUUGAAUUUUCCUUGCGUGAUAUAUGACAACGACAUAUACGUGAUAUCGUAUUAUUUGCAUACUUGGAACGCGCGUGCCUAGUUUACGAUACGCGCAUUACACACUCUGCUACGGAUAUAUCGUUAAGUUCAUAUGCAUGUACGUAUGGACAUAUCGUACACAUAUGCCCAUUGUAUUAGUUCUUCCGUAACUAUGCUAGUGCCGUUGACGAUCAGCUGUCCAACUUCUGGAAUUUAAUUCAUAUUGCAUUCGCAGAACGGAAACCUGAAUCGGAAAUCAAAUGUAGUUACAUAAGACUACGUUUCAGGGAAAUGAAUCACUAUCGUUGUGCGUUUAAGAAGAGCUACAAUAUUUUUAGAUAACUGUCCUUCGUAGAAGGUAAAUUUUUGUGUAUCGGGAGAUUUUAAGUGUCACGCAAUAUUUCAAACGUCGCUGCCUGUCAGUGUUUCUUUUUUUUUUUUUUUUCUUUCUUUACAAUUACAUCAGACACAAAUAGAAUUUUACGUUUAACUUCAGAUCAAAAUAUCGUUUCAUUUCGUAUUGAGAAUACGGUGUUGUUAUAUAGUGCAAUAAUAAAUCAGGGUUCGAUUGCUUCCAACGAUUUAAAGAAUGUCCAGUAACCCAAUCGAAGUAGAUCCAUUCAAUGAAGUUGCUUUGGAAAUUGAUAUUUGUGAAGGGAAUGGAAAGGCAGACAACGAACAAAGUACACAAAGUACAAAGGAAGGUACAAAGGGUACUAUUAAUGAGGCAACAUAUGCAGAACCUCUAACGCCAGAAGAGAUCCGUUGGUUUUACAAAGGUGGAGUCGAUAAAAGAUGGGUAGAAUUUUGUGGAUACGAUAGUUUAAGAAUAGAAGCAGCUUGGCGAGAAAGACAAAGUCUUCUUGGUAAAAAUGAUGGGAAGAGCAAUGAAUUGCCACCUGCCGAAAAAGUUGUCGUUAGAGGAGGAAUGUAUGACACAGAAAUUGAUAAUAUGAAAUGUGUCUCGAUAUAUUGGCCAGGCGAAGAAUGGGAAAUAAUGAGAGGUACAUGGUAUUAUGAUGGUAGUUGGAUACCAUUGGAAAUAGAACAUUCUAAGGUCAUAGAGGAAGUUCAUCUAAAAUUGUUCCCCAAACAAUCUUUGGAACAUUAUAGGUCAACGCCUGAAACAAAUGCCUCUUCUUAUUCAUACAAAGUAUUGCACACAGAAUGCUUUCCAGAAUUUCACGUUGACUGGCACUCGAUAGAUUAUGUUGCAUUAUAUAGCGAAUAUACAACAAGUAAAUUAAUGCGCAGUGUUACAUCCAAACUGGGUUUGCCCAAAACCACAGGAUAUCGAUUAAAAAGGGGAUAUAAAGUUCCUGCUACAAUGGAAGAUAAGCCCCAAGAUAUAGACCAUUUAGUCUUUGUCGUUCAUGGAAUUGGUCAUAAGAGAGACACUGGAAAAAUAAUACGCAAUACAACAUCAUUUAGAGAGUGCAUAGAACGGCUGAGACAACGAUUUUUUCCAAAUUCAAAUUACAGAGUUGAGUUUUUUCCCGUUGAAUGGAGAUCAUCUUUGAAACUCGACGGAGACAUAGUCGAAGCUAUUACACCGUACAGCGUUUUAAGUAUUCGUCAUCUAUUAAAUACAUCAGCAAUGGACAUACUUUAUUAUACGAGCCCUCUAUAUGGCGGGGAAGUAAGAGCUGGAUUACAAAAAGAAUUGAAUAGAUUAUAUUUCAUGUUUACCAGCAGACAUCCUGAUUGGAAAGGCAAAGUUUCAAUUUUGGCACAUUCAUUAGGUUGCGUGAUCGUAUAUGAUAUAGUCACAGGCUGGAUGGGUCCUGACACAAGACCUCCAUCUCCAGAUCAAGAAGUUUUGUUGCAAGGUUUACAAUUUCCUAUUGAAAACUUGUUUUGUUUGGGCUCUCCUUUGUCAGUGUUUUUAGCAUUGCGCACACGUACACCGUCCAAUAGAUUAGAUGUAAUGCCUCAAGGCUUAUGCAAAAGAUUUUACAAUAUAUUUCAUUGGUCUGAUCCUGUAGCAUAUCGUAUGGAACCACUUUUGGAACGAGGGUAUAGUAAAGUCGAGCCAGUUGUUAUACCACCGUAUGGAGGAGGAGUUGAUGAAUUGCAAAUAGAACCUUCGUCACUGGUUAACGCGGAUCAAAAUAUAUCUCCCACUGAGACUGAUGAAAGAGAAGAUAGUCCAGUCGAUGUGUCCAGUCGUAAUACGGAGAAAGGAUGGAGCCUUUGGGGUUUAGUUAGAGCUGGUUGGAAUGUUAAAGAAGGCUCAUCUUCACCAACGCCAGAUUCAAAUCCUCCAAUCCGUCCAGGACAAGAGCUAACGCAACGUUUGGAUUACGUUUUACGAGCAGUUGGAUUAGGUAGAAAUUAUUUAUAUGCAGUAGUAGCGCAUACUAGAUAUUGGAGUAAUGAUGAUGUGGCUUAUUUUGUUCUCACAAGACUUUUUCCGACCUUAGAAGCAUGAUGGCGAUGUCAAUGCUUGAAGCAGAAUUUAAGCAGAUUUUAUUAAAUUUACUAGUCGAUUGCUGGCCUUUUAUACCUGAUAUAAACAAUAGGCCUACCACUAAAACAAUCUGUGAUAAUGGAAAAAAACGAUACAAUAACGAUAUAAAAUCUACAUAAAUUGAUGAUUUUAUAUAAUUCACAGUUCAAUAUUAAUAUGGUCAAGUUUUGCAGAUAAAAUAAUAUAUAUAUACAUACAUACAUAUACAUAUACACACACAUAUAUGUAUGCGUGCAUGUACGUCGCGUAUGAUGUAGUAACAUAUACGCGCGCGCGCACCAUACACAUGUUAACUUUGUAUAUUACUUGAUAUUGUAAAAAAAGUUAGAUAUUUGUUUUCAUCGUCGAUACAUACGUACAUACAAACAUACAACGCAUAACAUACACACAUAUAUACAUACAUACAUACAUACGUGCAUAUAAUGUUUGCGCGCGCGCGUGGGCGUGUGUGUGUGUGCAAAAUAAUACACUCACUCACACACACACACACACACACACAUAUAUAUAUAUGCGCCUGUAAAUGCCUGUUUUUAUAACUUAUCGUAAAUAAUUUUCAUUUGUUAUGUUUAAUAACUAUAUAGUUUAUAAUAGAUAUUUAUUUAAGUAUUUAAUCAUAUAGAAUUGUUAACACCAAAAAUGUACAUGUACAUUAAUUAAUGAGAAAAAAUUAAGAGUUUGGAGUUAGCCAUUAAAACUAAAGUUUAAUUUUAAAACAUGCAAUCUCCCACUUUGUGGAGAGAUAUAACAAUAUAUUCAUGUAACUCCAUUAUUCGAGUAUAAUAUAUUUAGUUACAUUCUGAUAUAAAAAAAAAAAAAAAAAAACAAUGGAAGAAUAAAAUGAAAGAAAAUUGUUGAAUAAUGUACAUGAUUAAACUUAAGGAACACAACAAUAUUCGAACCUUUGAAUAAACAAGAAACAUUACCAGUCACUUUGCACAAAUUGUUCAAUUUCCCUGUAGUUCCUACUCGCUACUCAAAGCUUCUAGUCGUAUAAAAUGCGUUAUAUAUACAUAUACCUAGAUCUGUAUCUAUCUAUGACGACUAUAAGCAUGAGGUGCAGUGGGGCUCGAAUGAAAUCAUAUCACAAGAAAAUUUGGAAAAGUUGUCUUUGGCUAAAGGCGAGAUUGUAAUAUAACUUGGCUCUAUAACUUGAUAUAUUUACAUUUAAAUACAUUACUUUUCAUUGACAAGUUUUCAUUGAAAAAUCACAUUCAAAUUUUUUAAGUACAGCACAAAUCAUUGUAAUAUAUUUCCUGUGAUGAUAUGUGUUUGUGUGUGCGUGCGUAAACAGUGACUCGGUAAUCAUGGUACAAUCGGAAAAGAAUUAACUUGUUGAGAAAUUAAAUCGAAAUUACAGGAUAACGUUUUUUUAUACGAAAUUUUGUUUUCGAGAAAUUUGAAUGAAAUAUUAAGUGUAACUACGUUUACAUCUAACUUAAUUGUUGAACAAAUAAUACAGAUCAUAACUCGUUUACAAAUAGCAUUAAAAUCAUAGAUAAUUUGAUUUCUUCAUUCUUUCUUUGAUCAAUAUUUUUUUUUUAUCUCUAUAUGAAGUACCGAUACUACUAUUUGUAAAAAAGAUACAGCCUCCUCGAAAUUCAUUUAAUGAUCGUUGAAUCAAAUGUACCGUAAAAUGCUAUUUAUUCACCACAACCGACCUCUCGGGUAAUUGCAUUAGUCUUCUUCCUGUCUAUUUAGAAUUAAGAAUUCAGAUAGAUAAUCAGUUUGGAUAAUGGAGUUCAGCUGUGUAUAUAUAUAUAUAUAUAAUCGAUUGGUAUUUACAGUCAAUUUCCUCGAAAACAAAAUCUAACGUAAAAAAGUUUCUUCAUUUCACAAGUAUGUGUAUGCGUGUGCAUAUAUAUAUAUAUAUAUAUAUAUAUAUGCGCACACGACACACACACACGCACACACAUGAAUAUCGAUGUUGCAUGUGUGUAUGUAUGUAUCAAUCAAAUUUGUUUAUUUUCUAAUAAUGAUGUUUUAUAGAUACAUCUUUAUAUAUGGACUCGUUUGUUUUUCUAUCGAUUGGUAUAAGAUUAGCGUAAAUACAAAACGUAUAUAACACAAAAUAGUAUAUAAUUAUAAUAUUAUGAAAAAAUGAAAUUUUCCUUGUGAAGGUCAUUCAUUGUAUAGACAAUUUGCUACGAUUAAAAUGGCCAAUAUGAUAGCCAGUUAAAAAAUGACCAACAUGAAACAUGCAAUUAAUUAAUUAUUUGCAUGUGUGCGUAUAUCAUUGAUUUUUUUAUUACAGCUUUUUUAACAUAAUGUUAGUAAAAAUUUUAAUAAGUAAAUAGGUAAUUAACAUAUAUUCUGUAAAAUAUUGAAUGUAUUGACUGCAAGGGAACACGAGUAUUCUUUUGUAGGAUAAAAACAAUGAUCCAUAGUACGUAACAUGAUAUAGUUAAAACAAUAAAAUGUAAUCAGUUGGAAGAAA
Messenger RNA from Vespa crabro (European hornet), 5021 nucleotides. Its product is annotated as phospholipase DDHD1-like. Gene Ontology annotation, molecular function: metal ion binding; glycerophospholipase activity. The record is from RefSeq and is a predicted model, not a curated record. The transcript is spliced from 11 exons. NCBI's taxonomy places the organism in Eukaryota, Metazoa, Arthropoda, Insecta, Hymenoptera, Vespidae. Gene Ontology annotation, cellular component: cytoplasm. The coding region runs from base 707 to 2548 and encodes 613 amino acids.